GAGGUGAAAUGGCGCAGCAAGGAGCUCAGCUGGACGGAGCAAAAUUCUGCUGUUCGAUCUGUCUGGAUCUACUGAAGGAUCCGGUGACUAUUCCCUGUGGACACAGCUACUGCAUGAGCUGUAUUAAAGGUUUCUGGGAUGAAGAGGAUGAGAAGAAAAUCUACAGCUGCCCUCAGUGCAGACAGACCUUCACACCAAGGCCUGUCCUGGUGAAAAACACCAUGUUAGCAGAUUUAAUGGAGGAGCUGAAGAAGACUGGACUCCAAGCUGCUCCUGCUGAUCACUGCUAUGCUGGACCUGAAGAUGUGGCCUGUGAUGUCUGCACUGGGAGGAAGAUGAAAGCUCUCAAGUCCUGUCUGGUAUGUCUGAUCUCUUACUGUGAGAAACACCUUCAGCUUCAUUAUGAAUCUGCUGCAUUUGAAAAACACAAGCUGGUCGACCCCUCCAAGAAGCUCCAGGAGAACAUCUGCUCUCGUCAUGAUGAGGUGAUGAAGAUGUUCUGCCGUACUGAUCAGCAGAGUAUCUGUUAUCUCUGCCCUGUGGAUGAACAUAAAGGCCACGACACAGUCUCAGCUGCAGCAGAAAGGACUGAGAGGCAGAGAGAGCUCGAGGUGAGUCGACAAAACAUCCAGCAGAGAAUCCAGGACAGAGAGAAAGAUGUGAAGCUGCUUCAACAGGAGGUGGAGGCCGUCAGUCGCUCUGCUGAUAAAGCAGUGGAGGACAGUGAGAAGAUCCUCACUGAGCUGAUCCGUCUCAUCCAGAAAAGAAGCUUUGAUGUGAAGCGGCAGAUCAGAUCCCAGCAGGAAACUGAAGUGAGUCGAGUCAAAGAGCUUCAGGAGAAGCUGGAGCAGGAGAUCACUGAGCUGAAGAGGAAAGACGCUGAACUGAAGCAGCUCUCACACACAGAGGAUCACAACCAGUUUCUACACAACUACCCCUCACUGUCACAACUCAAUGAACCUACAGACUCAUCCAGCAUCAAUAUCCGUCCUCUGAGAUACUUUGAGGAUGUGACAGCAGCUGUGUCAGAGCUCAGAGAUCAACUACAGGACAUCCUGAGGGAGAAAUGGACAAACAUCUCACUGACAGUGACUGAAGUGGAUGUUUUACUGUCACAACGAGAGCCCAAGACCAGAGUUGGAUUCUUAAAAUAUGCAUGUGAAGUCACACUGGAUCCAAACACAGCACACAAAAAAAUGUUAUUAACUGAUGAGAACAGAAAAGCAACAUACACAGGUCAACUACAGUCCAUGUUCCUCCAGAGUAGGAGUGUACCUGGAUCACAGAGCAGGUAUUCUGUCCUUCUACAGCGUCUCUAAAACCAUGACUCUCCUCCACAGGGUCCAGACCACAUUCACUCAGCCUCUCUAUGCUGGAGUUUGGCUUUG
Molecule: messenger RNA, 1388 nt
Organism: Thunnus maccoyii (southern bluefin tuna)
Lineage: Eukaryota; Metazoa; Chordata; Actinopteri; Scombriformes; Scombridae
Product: tripartite motif-containing protein 16-like
Exons: 2
Coding region: 9-1319 (436 amino acids)
Molecular function (GO): zinc ion binding
Source: RefSeq, a predicted model, not a curated record